CUGCAGAUUAUCAGAGCUGUUUCCAGUUAAUGGCUGAAAUGACAGAUUCCCUGGUUGGUUCAUACGGCAGCCUCAAACCCAGAGUGCUGAUCUUGACAGUGGAAAAAUUCUACCCUCCCUCAAACUUCAAAAACAGGGUUGGAGCUUCAAGGGAUACCAAGAAACUUCACAAGGUGCUGUCCAACCUGGGCUUUGAGGUGGAAUUUAAGAUUGAUUACACAGCAAAGGAGAUCCUACAGGAGUACAGCAAAGAAAGCGGUCGGACUCAUGGCUCCUGCUUCAUCUCAAUAAUCUCCAGCCAUGGUGAGGAAGGAGUAAUUUAUGGAUCGGACGGUCACCCUGUGAAGCUUAGAGAUAUCUAUUCCAUGUUCACACCACAGAGCUGUCCAUCACUCGCUGGGAAACUAAAGGUGUUCUUCAUUCAGGCCUGCAGAGGUUCUGAGGUGGAUGAUGGUGUGUAUCUGGAAACUGAUGGGGCGACUGAAACAGACAGCGGCUGCUCUGCACAGAAUUCCUUCUCACAUUAUGAGGCAGUGCCUGAAGACACUGCUGUCCAUUUCUCCACUAGUUCUGAUCAUGGUGCCUUCUUAAGCCCAGGUGGUUCAGUGUUCCUCCAGAGUUUGUGUCAGCUGCUGCUCGGGGAUCAGAGACACUGGGAGCUACUGCGCAUCAUGACUCGGGUUAACUGGCUGGUCGCCUGGAACUUUGAGUCCAGAGGACAGAAUACUGGGGGCAAGAAGCAGAUGCCUUGCUUCAUCAGCAAGUUGCAACGAGAGGUCUUUCCAUUCUCUGCUAGAUCAACCUCAACUCUCCCCACACACCGAUAAUUCCCAAGCCCAAGCACAUCUCUACCUACUGAGUCUUGAUUGCUCCAAUGUUUCAAUCAACAAUUUAUAUAGCACCUUGACAGUAGUCAAACAUCCCCAAGCAUUUCACAGGAAUGUGAAAUCAUCUUAUCAAACCAAAUCUGACACCAAGCCACAUAUAUGGAGAUAUUAGAGCAGAGAAUGAAAAACCUUGGUUAAAAAGCUAGCUAUGGGUUAGUACCCCUUGACAGUGUGGCACUUCCUCAGUACUACAUUGGUAGUGUUGUCUGGAUUUUCUGUUCAAGUCUCUGGAGUGAAGCUUGAAGCUACAACCUUCUGGCUCUGAUGAAAGUGUGUUAGCAAUGGCCAGUAGCCGGAAGAAGGGUGUCUGGGUGAAACCCUCACUGGGCUCCAGUGAGCUGAACUCGUGAGAUAUCUGUCACUGCAGAGCAUCAAGUGAUUGGUUUCUAAGAUGUGUAGUCUCACCUUCACUGUCAGAGUUUAUCCAAAGAUAUUGCAACUUGCUGCUGUUUCGCUUGCAAGAACACAGUCCAGACAGUGGGAAAAGGUAACUGUAAUCCUGUUUUUUGUUUAUGGGCUUGCUGCUCAAGUGUGGAAUGAGGUUUUUCUGUAACUCAGUGCCUGAGGGAUCCAGCUCAGAGGCUGUCUUAAUUCAGGCACCUUUGUAAUUGAUGGAUAAGUGCCCUAAUUCUCUCGUCCGUCUGUAUGUAUGCUUUCGUCCUGUCCUCAUAGCAGUAGUUCUGCUUCUGCAUAAUGUUUAGUUGAAAAUAAAACUUGUUUUUUGACCUGUCA
Molecule: messenger RNA, 1619 nt
Organism: Carcharodon carcharias (great white shark)
Lineage: Eukaryota; Metazoa; Chordata; Chondrichthyes; Lamniformes; Lamnidae
Product: caspase-3-like
Exons: 4
Coding region: 30-827 (265 amino acids)
Biological process (GO): proteolysis
Molecular function (GO): cysteine-type endopeptidase activity
Source: RefSeq, a predicted model, not a curated record